Parnassius apollo (apollo) is the source of this 687-nucleotide messenger RNA. Lineage: Eukaryota; Metazoa; Arthropoda; Insecta; Lepidoptera; Papilionidae. The record is from the annotation of a GenBank genome assembly.
AUGACUGACCGUCACGUCUUUACGAGUCAAAAUAACUAUGCGAGACUUGAAGAAACCCUUGAAUCUAUAGUAGCUGAUGAAAAUGAUGAUGCGCAGUACGACGUCUUUUUAUUGCCACCAGAUCCAGCUAUUGUUAGUGAUGAAGAAGAAGGUAAUGAAGAUGACUUGUCUUCUACAACUUUCCCGAGAGACGUACCGGGUACAGUUGAGAUAGCCCCACUGCAUCCUAAUCAUGAUGUUUCGGAAUGGGAUGACAGUGAUAACGAGCCAUUGUCCACUCACUCACGACCUGCAAAGCGAGCUAGAAGGCGAGAUUCUAACGAGCCUGUAUGGAGAAAAACUUUACCCUUAUACAGCAUGACCCAUGACGUAACUGGUAUCAUUCAGCGACGACAAGAAGUCCUCGUUGAAUCUUUGAAAGACUGCAGCCCUGUGAUGUUAUUUGAGAAGAUAUUUGAUGAUAAUGUUAUGAGUUUGAUUGUGAAAUAUAGCAUGAAGUAUGCUGGGCAACAUAACAGACACAGUUUUGAAAUUGAUAAGCCCGAAUUGAGAACUUUUCUGGCCAUUUUAUGUUUUACUGGAUAUCAUGAACUGCCUUCCGAACGUGCCUAUUGGAGUUUGGAUGAAGAUCUCGGCGUUCCAUUGAUCGCCAAUUGCAUAUCACGCAAUAGGUUUUUCGGACAUUAA